This is a messenger RNA of Perca flavescens (yellow perch), 1221 nucleotides long. Its product is annotated as leucine-rich repeat-containing protein 70. Gene Ontology annotation, cellular component: plasma membrane. The coding region runs from base 1 to 1050 and encodes 349 amino acids. NCBI's taxonomy places the organism in Eukaryota, Metazoa, Chordata, Actinopteri, Perciformes, Percidae. Gene Ontology annotation, molecular function: protein binding. The transcript has 6 exons. The record is from RefSeq and is a predicted model, not a curated record.
AUGGAGAUGUCCGGGCUCUCCAUCAGCAGAGGAGGUGAGUUACGUUUCGGAGGAAGAGAGAGACAGAGCGAGAGGUGCAUUUGUUACGAGCACGCUGACCUGGUGGACUGCCGCGAGCGGGGGUUCCAGCAUGUUCCCAGGGGCCUCCCACACGCCACGUGGCUGCUGGAGCUGGGAGGAAACAAUCUGAGCCAGAUUGGCGCCGGAGCCUUCACUGGACUCUGGUCCCUGCGGGUGCUGGUGCUGACCAACAGCCAGAUACAAGAACUGCAACCACAGGCAUUUUUUCCGCUGUCCUUCCUGGAGAAGCUGGAUCUCAGUUGGAACCAGUUAACAUCUCUACCUGUCGACUUCUCAGCCAGUCUGUCUGCUCUCAGAGAGCUGCGACUGGAGCACAACAACCUACAUCACGUCUCUGGAUACAGCUUGGAGUAUCUGGACAACAUGGAGAAGCUGGACCUCAGUUAUAACCAGCUGGUGACGAUUGGCUCCGGCGUGUUCAGGGGCCUCUCCAGGCUUAGACACCUCUACCUGCACAACAACAAACUGACUGUGCUGCAGCAGGGGAGCCUGGAUAUGCUGCCUGGACUAGAGGUGCUCCAGCUGAGUAACAACAACAUCUCCUACAUAGAAAAUGAUGCUCUGGCCCCUCUCUACAGCCUGGCAGUCCUUGCUCUGGAGGGAAACAACCUGCAUCACCUCAAGUUUAAGACCUUGAUCAGCCUACAUACAACAGCUACACACAUCCAGCUGUCAGGCAACCCUUGGAGCUGUGACUGCGAUCUUCACCGCGUCUUCAGCAAAAUCCUGCACGUUCGCCACCUCCACAUCGAUGACUACAGCAACGUGACGUGCCAGGGUCCGCCGCAGCUGGCCGGGGCUUCGCUGGCCUGGGUGGACAGCCAGCUCUGCAUCGCCGAGACCGCCACCGUGCUCGUCAUCACUUUCACCGUGCUGGUCACCGUGGUGGCGGCUUUGGUGAUGGCGGAGAGGAACAGGAAGAGGAACGGUGGGAAGGACUGGGACGCCGAGUCACAGAACCAAACUUAGAGCCCCUCCGCCUCCUGAGAGGAGGAGGAUACCUAAUAAUAUGGAGACCCUGUGAGACUGAAAGGGCACAAAGGGACCACCAAUGUGAAAAGCCCAAUGUGAACAUAACACUCCUUUAAAACCCAGGUCUGGUUAUCUCAAAAGUGAUUUAAAAGGGAUACAGGUGGUUCA